Rhagoletis pomonella (apple maggot) is the source of this 1508-nucleotide messenger RNA. Its product is annotated as UNC93-like protein MFSD11. The transcript is spliced from 4 exons. The record is from RefSeq and is a predicted model, not a curated record. Lineage: Eukaryota; Metazoa; Arthropoda; Insecta; Diptera; Tephritidae. Bases 1 to 1356 code for a protein of 451 amino acids.
AUGUGCGUUUAUAAAGAUCACUUUUUACUUUUGCCAAAUCCGCACAGCAAUUUUUUAUUCAUAAAUUUUCAAUAUUUUCAGAAAACUAUUUUGGAUAGUAUUGCGAAAGAGGACAACAAUUUCACCGGUGACGGUUAUACCAGUUUGGCAGUUAUUUACACGACAUUUUCACUAUGCAAUUGGCUGGCGCCGUCCUUCAUAUCAUUUACAGGGCCACGUGUAGCUAUGUUGGCUGGAUCACUCACCUAUACUCUUUUCAUGAUCAUCUUUUUAUUUCCCUCUAAUUGGUUACUCUACCUGUCGAGCGGCAUUUUGGGCGCUGGUGCUGCCAUUACCUGGACGGGUCAGGGUAACUUCUUAGCUCGCUGCAGUGAUCUCUCCACCAUUUCGCGCAAUUCGGGUGUAUUCUGGGCGCUGUUGCAAUGCAGCAUGUUCUUCGGCAACAUUUUUGUCUACUUUCAAUUCCAAGAUAAGGAACAUAUUGAUGCAGGCACACGUGGCAUGGUGAUUGGUGUGCUAACAGCUGUUGCAGUAUUGGGUAUAGUUUUCCUAGCAGCAUUGCGUCCCAUGGCUGACAACUCGGUUGGUACAUCCGAAAUGCAACGGCAGCAGCAACAACAUCGAACUGGCUGGGGAAGCGCUGUGUAUGCACUGAAAUCGGCUGGCAAUCUCUUUAUCACACGGGAUAUGUUGCUGUUAAGCGUGGCAUUCCUAUACACAGGCAUGGAAUUGUCCUUCUUCAGUGGCGUCUAUGGUCCCUCAAUAGGCUUCACAAAGAAGAUACACAAUACACCAAAGGAAAUUGUUGGUCUCGCUGGCAUUUGCAUAGGCGCUGGAGAAGUGUUUGGCGGUGGUCUCUUUGGUAUUUUAGGAAAGAAGACAACGCGCUUUGGCCGCGAUCCUAUCGUUAUUGCGGGCUAUGUCAUACAUAUGAUUGCAUUUUUCUUGAUAUUCCUUAACUUGCCUGACAAUGCGCCCUUCAAGGACACCGAAGAUAUAUCCUAUAUGGACCCACCUCGCGCAUGGAUCGCUUUGUUGUGUGCAUUUAUGUUGGGUCUUGGUGAUGCCUGCAUGAACACGCAAAUCUAUUCUAUGCUGGGUGGGGUGUAUGUAAAGAACUCCGUGGGCGCGUUUGCGUUAUUCAAAUUUACGCAGUCCAUCGCCGCCGCUAUCAGCUUUUUUUACUCUUCGCAUCUUGGCUUGCGCGCUCAAUUAGGCAUUUUAGUCGUUUUCGGCACAAUAGGCACAGCCUGCUUCUGCAUUGUAGAAUGGGCGGUCAAGCGACGCCAAAGGGAAACGCCAGAAGAUUCAAGAACAGUUUCGCAAGACUCUCGCUCUGUUUCAUACGACAAAUAAGGUGAACAUAUUAAAGCCAUACCUGAACUACAUAAAUAGAGCAUUUGAGACCUGAUCUGACAAAAAUAUAAAAUUUUAAAGUUACGCCCGAAAUGUUAAAGAUACAAAAAAUAAGCCAAUUUUUAGAGUCCAAACAUUUAUUUUUCAGUAAA